Messenger RNA from Ichthyophthirius multifiliis, 714 nucleotides. Its product is annotated as pyruvate kinase, putative. The record is from RefSeq and is a predicted model, not a curated record. Gene Ontology annotation, molecular function: pyruvate kinase activity; magnesium ion binding; potassium ion binding. Gene Ontology annotation, cellular component: cytoplasm. Gene Ontology annotation, biological process: glycolytic process. Lineage: Eukaryota; Ciliophora; Oligohymenophorea; Hymenostomatida. The transcript is spliced from 3 exons.
AUGGUAAAUGCUGGUUGCAACUCUUUUAUGGAAAAUUAUGAUGAUUUAUUAGAAUAUCAAGAAGAUAUUUUAACCCCAAAAGAUAUAAACGACUUAAAUUGGUGCUAAAACAACGAUAUAGAUAGCAUAUGUAUACCCAAUUUAAGAAAUAAAGAUGAUAUAAUAAAUGUCCGAAAUAUUUUAGGAAAUAAAAAAAAAAAUUAAAUUUUUUCUAAAAUCUAAAAUUCCGAAUCAUUAUUAAAUUUUGAAGAAAUAGCUAAAAACUCAGACGGAAUAAUUAUUGCUAGGGGUUAUUUAACUUUAUAUGUAGCUGCGGAAAACCUCUUUACUUUAUAAGCUUAAAUGAUAAAAUAUUGUCAUGAAUAUUUAAAACCAGUAUUUGUUUAAUAAAACGUAUUGGAUAGUAUGGUAUCUUCACUAUUACCUAGUUUUUGCGAAAUAACUGAAAUAUCUAACCUUGUAUAUAAUUUUGUGGAUAAUAUUAUGCUUUCAGAAGAAACAUCAUGCGGAGAUCACCCUUUGGAAGCUGUAAAAACACUAAAAAGAAUUUGUUUAGAGGCUGAGUAGUAAAAAGAAAAUGAACUUUUUAAUAAUUUUUAAUAAUUAACUUCUACUAAUAUUACUGUCUAAAGUUGCAUUUUAGAAUGUGCUAAAAAAGCUGCAGGCGAGUUACAAGCCAAGGCAAUUAUAGUAUUUACUAGUAGAGUUUUAUGA